This is a messenger RNA of Liolophura sinensis, 1581 nucleotides long. RefSeq lists its product as uncharacterized. Bases 227 to 1159 code for a protein of 310 amino acids. The transcript is spliced from 3 exons. NCBI's taxonomy places the organism in Eukaryota, Metazoa, Mollusca, Polyplacophora, Chitonida, Chitonidae. The record is from RefSeq and is a predicted model, not a curated record.
AUGUACGAGAAGCUCGGUCUAUCCGUCUUUUGUAAGGCCACAUGUUAUUAACCGUGCCUGCUGUGAGCGAAGUUCGACAUGCGCAGAGUGGAGUGAAAGCUUACGUAAAGGAAAAUUGUAUAUAAACAACGUUAGGUGCAUUCACACCCAGAAAACUCAAACGUUGCCAUUACGCGAAGUACAAGUAUACACUCCAACUCCGGGAAAGAAUAAGAGACGACUAAAGAUGGCGGGAAGCGGUCACGUGUUUUGGCUGAUUGGACUGUACGUGUUGACCGUUGUCGUUUAUGUGGUUCAAUUGUUCCUUUCCAUCGUGAACGGCAUAAGUUCAAUAGGCAUCUUUAAGAACUCAGUGGGGAAUGUAUCUGACCUGUUUUAUCUGGAAAUCACCCCAGCUGGCUGGACCUUCUCAAUUUGGGGUUUCAUCUACACCUGGCAAGUUCUCUGGCUGGUGUACGCCAUUACUUUGAUCUGCCGCCGAAGUAAAUCCGGUUACCUGUACGUCAAUCCAGGUGUGCUGUCUCCAUGGUUUCUCUUCUGUUUCACAUUGUCCACACUUUUUGUCAUCGCCUGGCUGUUUGUCUGGGAUAACUUAAUCGUUGAGGCCGCCUUUGCUACCUUGCUAGGAGCCACUUUGGCCUCUCACGCCGCGCUUUGUUUUGCUCAUCGGCGAAUGGAAAACAUCAAAUCGGAUCUUGUAGAGCUGUCACAGCGCAAAGACAUCUUGCUGAAGCGAAUUCUCGUUCUCAAUGGCGUGGCAUUCUACAACACGUGGAUUUCCAUUGCUACCUGUCUCAACUUUGCCAUGCUCCUGGCCUACACGGGUUGGAGCCCAGUUCCCCAGGGUGCCGCCUCAACGGCAGCUCUAGGACUUCUGAUGGCUGUCAUUUUCAUGUGGUUUAUUUUCAAGAACUUCUUGUUCGAGAGGCAUCUCCGAUUCACCUAUAGCCCAUUCAUUGUUUUGCCUGUUGGCUUGGCAGGAAGCUUGGACAGAAACUGGGACAGAAAUAACGGAAACUCCCUUCUUACUGCAAUGAUAUUAGCCGUUGUUGUGGUUCUCUUCGGAAUUUCAUUGACUCAUACAAUCGUACGACAAAUCCGGGAAAACAAAUGUUCCCCCCGUCUCGUUGAAGACCCAGAGUCUGUGAGCGGUAAAUAGACUGACUAAUCACAAACUCGAUAUGAUGUCUCCUGGUACAAAAUACUUGUCACUUUAAACGAACAAGUGUUAUACUGUCUUCCAAAGCUGCCGAAUUUAAGAAGAAUUGUCAUUGCCGACUGAUAAAAACUCAGUCUCUUGUAUGUGUACACACUGUAUUUGUCUGCAUGCUUGUAUACAUAAGAACAUAUACACGGACUGAUAAAAUCUGUAUCAGUUUUGUUUGUGAUUAUAUUAUAUUUGAAUGAGGGUGUAUGUGCAUAUUAUAUGAUUUAAGCAUGCUCCCAAUGUUCUGUCCCUAAUGCUGAUGGUGCAGAUUUGUUUAUUUUUCUGCACAAGAGGCCAGUCUUUUGGAUACAUUAUUAUAUUGGUACUAUAUGUCUUUAACUCCAUUUGCAUGAGUAUUUUUGGCAUAUUAUUGC